AUGGCUGUCGGAGCGACGGUGGCUACCGAGAAUGAUUUGUUGUGUAGACGAAUUGAUGAUGAGACACCGCCAAUGCUGAAUGAGCACCCUGUGAGUCAAAUUGAGAAUGAUUAUCUCAUUGAACAGCAAGAGAUAAUGCUUCCCGCUCCUCCUCAAUCAUAUCUGGACACAGGCUCGCAAGAAAGACGAUCGGCUCUUCUCUUGGAAAUGAUUGAGUUUGAACGAAUGCUGCCUUACCACGAGAUGGGUCAUCAAAUCCCCGCUCAAACAGCAGUGCCCAUAAUGAGCACAGCUGGGGUGCAACCAACGCUCAUGGUUCAAUCGUAUCAGCAACAUCUUCAACAACAAGCUGUUCAUUGCACUGAUGGCUUAGGAAUGAGAAUUUAUCCUCAGGAAAUGCCGAGUGAGAUGCCAGUUCUUGAUGGGCAGUAUCCUCAACAAUAUCCACAACAAUCCUUCACGCAAGCUUACUCGCAGAUAAAC
Messenger RNA from Mesorhabditis belari, 483 nucleotides. The record is from the annotation of a GenBank genome assembly. NCBI's taxonomy places the organism in Eukaryota, Metazoa, Nematoda, Chromadorea, Rhabditida, Rhabditidae.